CCGUAGCCAUGGCGACCAAACGGCUGGCCAGGCAGCUUGGUAUUCUUAGAAGAAGUUCCAAAUCGUCACCUGAUGGUCAGAGUCACGGACCCAAACUGAGGCAGGUGUUUGACUACUUAAUCAUCAUUGAUUUUGAGUCUACGUGCUGGAGAGAUGGCAGAAAACAUUACAGUCAAGAAAUAAUUGAAUUUCCAGCAGUUUUAUUAAACACCUCAAAUGGAAAGGUUGAGUCUGAAUUCCAUAUGUACGUCCAACCUCAGGAGCAUCCAAUUCUCUCUGAAUUUUGCACUGAGCUAACAGGCAUCAGACAGAAUCAAGUUGAUGAAGGAGUCCCUUUGCCCAUAUGCCUGUCUCAGUUUUCUAAAUGGAUUCAAAAGAUACAAAAGGAGAAGAAAAUUGUUUUUGAUUCUGUGCGUUCAAAUGCUGCUCUUUCUGAAGGAAAAUUAUGUGCCUUUGUUACCUGGUCAGAUUGGGAUCUGGGGGUUUGCUUGCAGUAUGAAUGCAAAAGGAAGCAGUUGCGUCAACCAGAGAUUUUAAACUCCUGGAUCGACCUCAGGGCCACUUACAAGCUCUUUUACUCAAGGAAGCCCCAAGGAUUAAACGGCGCUUUGCAGGACGUGGGGAUCGUCUUUGCAGGAAGGGAGCAUUCUGGGCUGGAUGAUUCUCGGAACACGGCUCGCCUCGCCUGGCGGAUGAUCUGCGAUGGAUGCGUGAUGAAAAUCACUAAAUCUUUGCAUAAGGCAGCUCCAGGAAAGAACUCUAUUGCCAGAUUUUUCAGUGCAAACCCUACUGAAGGCAGCGCUUUGGGAAGCAACGGUGGUGCAAAAACAUCAGAUUCGGACAAAAACAGGGGCUGUGAAGGCACUGAAGGGAUCACAAACAAUACUGGAGAAGAACAACCGGAGUACGUGCCUGUGCGUUUGUAUGAAAGCUUCCCCGUGACGUCAAGAAAUGGGCCCCAAACCCCUGGCUGCGGCAGCCUCCCAAGUUAUUCGACUCCACAUGCAGGCAGACUCCGUUCCCCUAUCGGCUGUCUUCAGACAUCCUCUUUCGGCAUCCAGAGUGGGCUAAGCAACGGGCCCUUGACGGCUAAUUCCCCAGCCCAGAACGCGGGCCUGGUGCUGGUCUCCACUACACUUUCCUCCGUCAGUGUUUCCGAUAUGGACGUUGGUACUACUUCCGACUGUUUAUCAAUGUUGGCUGACUGGGAGGAUUUCCCGUUGAUACCGGAAUCUCAACAUGACCAGAGUUCAGAACUCCGACAGCUGAAGGACAACUCGGGCAUUCAGAGUUCACCGGUCUCUGGAGAGAGAACGGAUGCCUGCGAGUCAGACGCGACAAAUUUGCCAUCUCAAGGGGCUGCUGAAAUGACUCUGAAUGAGAAACUCUCUAUUGUGUACAAAAGCCCGAAUACAACGAUUUAUCACAAAGGCAUAGCUCCGAGUAAGUCUUCAAACGCUUCUGUUUUUAAACUCCCCGCUGCAAAGACAAGUGUGGCUUCCGCGACAUCAAACGGAGAUUGCCGUGCGUCCUCUUCUUCCGAAGCUCUGAAGAGGAAGCCUUCCAGUCCACAACCUGUUCCUCCGGCGAAAAAGCCACCCUUUAUCAUAUACGAAGACAAAGGCGCUUCAUCCAGUAAUUCUUCCAGAAGCUCAGGGUCGCAUCGAACACCCUGCGGCAUCUUAAACUCUUCUGUCAAUCAAAACCAAUCUUUCAGGUGUACGGAAACUGGGAAGGUGACCCCUCCUUUAUGCAGAUGUGGUCGGAGAGCUAGAAGGCUCCGGGUGUCCAAGGGGGGUCCCAAUAAUGGUAAAGCAUUCUAUAGCUGCCCGGUGGGAAAACAGGAAGGGAACCGAAAGAGUUGCGGUUAUUUCAAAUGGGAGCACACACUUCUAAAAGAUAAACUCACGCUUCCUUCCCCUACCUUCAGCACGGUAGGGCUAUCGUCCCCCGGGACAAUUUUGCAUUUGUCAGGAAAGGUUCCAAAGAAAUGCCUGGGUCUACGACCUUCUAUGCGAACCUAA
Euleptes europaea (tarantolino) is the source of this 2024-nucleotide messenger RNA. RefSeq names its product ERI1 exoribonuclease family member 2 (gene ERI2). Gene Ontology annotation, molecular function: 3'-5'-RNA exonuclease activity; zinc ion binding; nucleic acid binding. Lineage: Eukaryota; Metazoa; Chordata; Lepidosauria; Squamata; Sphaerodactylidae. The coding region runs from base 9 to 2024 and encodes 671 amino acids. The transcript has 9 exons. Gene Ontology annotation, biological process: exonucleolytic trimming to generate mature 3'-end of 5.8S rRNA from tricistronic rRNA transcript (SSU-rRNA, 5.8S rRNA, LSU-rRNA). The record is from RefSeq and is a predicted model, not a curated record.